GCUCCCCUAGCUAGUGCAAAUCUCGGCGGAUGAAUGUUUUCUUAAGGGAUUCUUCCCGAAAGCGACGCGAAAAUCUAAGAGGAGUCGACGGAGCUGAAUAUUCGAAAAUUGUUCUAAAACGAUACUAUUAUGGAAAGUGGAAGUAUCUUACAUACCCCGGGUAAUUAUCCUGGCGGGGAUCGGCAGCAGUUUUGCGUUUCCUGGAAUUCUCAUCAAUCAAAUAUGCACAGCGCGUUUCCAAAACUUUUAAGUUCAGAACAAUUCGUCGAUGUCACUUUGGCAUGCGACGGAGGGUCAAUAAAGUGUCACAAAGUGGUAUUGUCGGCUUGUAGCGAUUAUUUGGAACGUUUAUUACUAGAAAUACCAUGCACCCAUCCUAUUAUCUUUUUGAGAGACAUGAGAAUGUGGGAACUUCAAGCUUUGGUGGAAUUUAUGUAUCGUGGAGAAGUAUACGUGGAGCAACAGCAACUGGGUAAACUAAUGCAGGCUGCCGAAGUAUUGCAGAUCCGUGGUUUGUCCACCCAAGGAAACGAUAACUCAUUAAGCGAAAGUAGCUCACAGCAGUGCGACUCUAAUACUCCGGUUACCCCGUCGACAACUUCGCAACAGGAUAAGCCCUCUUUCAUAUGCGAGGAAACUCAGUCGGACGAUGGUGGUUCAAAUACUAAUUUUCUCGAGGCUACGACGAUUGCUGCAUCUAGCACGGCAAGCGCUCCAUCGCACAGCGCAACGCCUGUUUCGCAAAAUCCGAACUCUUCAAAUUUUAUGGAGCACAGCGAAGCAUUGCAACAUUUGGAAAAAGCACUUAGCGCUUGCGAAGCAACUUUAACCGAAACUCAGGGCAUGGUUAAGAUGGAACCGGACGAGCAAUUUACUCAACAACAGGGUGUCAAGCCAUACUCGAUCAGUAUGGUACCAAGCAGUAAUUGUAACCCUAGUAGUCCAUUUCCUGCAAUCGAAGGUUACCAGAGACGGCAAAGACGUUCGGAAGAAGAAUUGAAACAAGCUUCGGAUAUGGUGGCACGCGGUAUGACGUUUCAAGUUGCUUCGGAAAAGUACAAAAUUCCGAUAAGUACGAUUCGAUUCUAUAUGGUUAGAAAAGGUAUAUUGCAAAGGCGAAAACGCGGUCGCGGUUCAAGUAAUCUUGGCAUGAACAGUCAACCGGGAAGUCCCGCGAGUCCACCAUAUCAUAUGAUGAAUUAUCGUUUGCCAGAGAGCCUAAACUCCAGCCUACCGUAGUGCUGUACGAGGGAUAGCGAGUUUUUAGACUUGAGUUGAAUCGAACAAAUUUUUUAUUGCCGUAUCGGAGCUGUUCCAGACUGUCAUUCUUCCCAUCCUUAUCGACUCGCACCGAGUUAUCCGCUUUUCGUUGGAUCAUUCACAACUCGCGAAACACGCAUAUCCACUGCGAGUGCGUUUUCGCUGCUCUAUUGUACUCUAUAUACAUUUAUUGCAUUUACAGAAGAUAGUAAUUUAAUAGAAAAUAAUUGACAAUGUGUACGUAUCGUACACGAUAGACACGAUAUUUUAGUCUCGAACAGCUCGGCUCCGUGUAUAUAAGCGCCAUACGCUAACUUUCGAACGCAGCAUCGAGACGAACAGAGAAGAGCAGAGAAGAAAAGAG
Messenger RNA from Colletes gigas, 1624 nucleotides. RefSeq names its product broad-complex core protein isoforms 1/2/3/4/5-like. Bases 130 to 1239 code for a protein of 369 amino acids. Gene Ontology annotation, cellular component: nucleus. NCBI's taxonomy places the organism in Eukaryota, Metazoa, Arthropoda, Insecta, Hymenoptera, Colletidae. The record is from RefSeq and is a predicted model, not a curated record. The transcript has 4 exons. Gene Ontology annotation, molecular function: protein binding. Gene Ontology annotation, biological process: regulation of transcription by RNA polymerase II.